Molecule: messenger RNA, 717 nt
Organism: Phalaenopsis equestris
Lineage: Eukaryota; Viridiplantae; Streptophyta; Magnoliopsida; Asparagales; Orchidaceae
Product: transcription factor MYB58-like
Exons: 3
Coding region: 1-717 (238 amino acids)
Source: RefSeq, a predicted model, not a curated record
AUGGGGAGAGGGCGAGCUCCAUGUUGUGAUAGGACGGAAGUGAAGAAAGGCUGGUGGACUGCAGAGGAAGACAGUAAACUUGUCUCCUACAUUCAGAAGUAUGGCCAUCAGAACUGGAGAACCCUUCCGAAACGAGCAGGCUUGCUGCGGUGCGGCAAAAGCUGCCGGCUGAGGUGGGUCAAUUACCUAUGCCCCGGCAUCAAGCACGGCAACUUCACCCAACAGGAGGAAGAAACCAUAAUCCAACUCCACAAAAUGCUUGGAAACCGGUGGUCAAAGAUUGCCUCAUUCAUGCCCGGUAGAACCGACAACCAUAUCAAGAACGUUUGGAACACUUACCUCAGAAAGCGAGUCCUGCCGCAGAAUAACAACUUGAUGUUGAAUUCUGGCGCCAACACAAGCAACCUGAUCCAGACACAAACGCAUUGCGACAUCUGGUCGUACGCCUUGCCUGCCGGUCCUGGUGAACUUGCGAGCGCUAAAGAUAAUAAUGACCUGGUUCUCCCUUUCGAGAGCGAGGCAUAUAGCUGCUUGGCGACUGUGGAUGAAAUAGAGCAGAUCAGUACUUUGGAGUUCGGUAGAGACGAGCGGUCGUUGAUGGAAUUGGCUGAAGAGCUGGGGCUAUUUGAUGAUGGAGACGUUGAGGAGAACUGGAAGAAGAUGGUUACAAAGGGAGGAGAAGAUCCGGUGGCUGCUUUCAUUCGAAAUUUAAUGUAA